GCCGGUACCGGGGCGAUGGCGGGGCCGGGGCCGGUGCUGGCGGCGGCGGUGGGGCUAUGGGCGCGGGGGGCGGCGGGCGGGGAGGUGGUGGCGGCGCGUCCCGGGGCGCUGGAGGAGGAGAUCGUGUCGGAGAAGGCGGCGGAGGAGAGUCACCGUCAGGACAGCGCCAACCUUCUCGUCUUCAUCCUGCUGCUCACCCUCACCAUCCUCACCAUCUGGCUCUUCAAGCACCGCCGCGCCCGCUUCCUCCACGAGACCGGCCUCGCCAUGAUCUACGGGGUGCUGGUUGGUGUGGUCCUGCGCUACGGCAUCCACGUCCCCAGCGACGUCAACAACGUGACGCUGAGCUGCCAAGUGCAGACCAGUCCUGCCACGCUGCUGGUGAACGUCAGUGGCAAGUACUAUGAGUACACCCUUAAGGGGGAAAUCAGCGCCCAGGAGCUCAACAACGUCCAGGAUAAUGAGAUGCUGAGGAAGGUGACUUUUGAUCCUGAAGUAUUUUUCAACAUUCUGCUUCCUCCAAUUAUAUUCUAUGCAGGCUACAGCUUGAAAAGGAGGCAUUUCUUCAGAAACUUGGGAUCCAUCCUAGCAUAUGCUUUUCUCGGCACUGCAAUUUCCUGCCUGGUGAUUGGCUCUGUCGUGUAUGGCUGUGUGGCGCUGAUGAAAGUCACUGGGCAGCUCGGGGGAGACUUCUACUUCACUGACUGCCUCCUGUUCGGUGCCAUCGUAUCAGCUACUGACCCAGUGACUGUUCUUGCCAUAUUCCAUGAACUCCAGGUUGAUGUUGAGCUGUAUGCUCUUCUCUUUGGCGAAAGCGUCCUCAAUGAUGCCGUUGCCAUAGUGCUGUCCUCUUCAAUUGUUGCGUACCAGCCAGCAGGCGACAACAGCCACACGUUUGAUGUCACAGCGAUGUUCAAGUCCAUCGGGAUCUUCCUGGGGAUAUUCAGUGGAUCUUUUGCAAUGGGAGCAGCUACUGGAGUUGUGACAGCUUUAGUCACCAAGUUCACCAAACUUCGGGAGUUCCCAUUGCUGGAGACUGGCUUGUUCUUCCUUAUGUCCUGGAGCACGUUCCUGCUGGCUGAAGCGUGUGGCUUUACAGGUGUGGUGGCUGUACUCUUCUGUGGGAUCACACAGGCCCAUUAUACCUAUAACAACUUAUCCACAGAGUCCCAACACAGAACUAAGCAGUUAUUUGAACUUCUGAAUUUCUUGGCAGAAAACUUCAUUUUCUCCUACAUGGGACUUGCACUGUUUACCUUCCAGAACCAUGUCUUUAAUCCUACCUUUGUGGUGGGGGCUUUUCUUGCUAUCUUCCUAGGAAGAGCUGCCAAUAUUUACCCACUGUCAUUUUUACUGAAUCUGGGGAGAAGAAAUAAGAUCGGGACAAAUUUACAGCAUAUGAUGAUGUUUGCUGGGCUGCGGGGAGCCAUGGCCUUCGCCUUGGCCAUCCGUGACACAGCCACCUACGCGCGGCAGAUGAUGUUCAGCACCACGCUCCUCAUCGUCUUCUUCACGGUGUGGGUGUUCGGCGGGGGCACCACGGCCAUGCUGUCCUGCCUCAACGUCCGGGUUGGAGUGGAUGCGGAUCAGGAGAACGUGGGUGUCCCGGAGAGCGAGAGGAGGAGCACGAAGGCAGAGAGUGCCUGGCUCUUCCGCAUCUGGUACAACUUCGACCACAACUAUCUAAAGCCUCUGCUGACGCACAGCGGGCCUCCGCUGACCACCACGCUGCCGGGGUGCUGUGGGCCUGUUGCCCGCUGCCUGACGAGUCCACAGGCCUAUGAAAAUCAAGAGCAGCUGAAGGACGACGACUCUGACCUCAUUUUGAACGACGGGGACAUCAGCCUGACGUACGGGGACUCCACGGUGGCCACGGAGCCGGCGGUGCCGGGCGGCGUGGUGCGGCGCUGCGUGGGGAGCGGCGCCGAGGACGCGCUCGACCGGGAGCUGGCCUUUGGGGACCACGAGCUCGUCAUCCGGGGAACGCGCCUGGUCCUGCCCAUGGAUGACUCGGAGCCGCCGUCCAACGUCCUGGAUAACGCGAGACAUGGUCCGGCAUAAGGUCGCUGGGUUUAACUGACAGUCGUAUCUGCAUAUAACGAUCAAGAAAUAUGUACUACCUAAAGUCUAAUGCAUGUCUCGAGGUGUCUAAGCUGUAUAAAUAUUAUUUAUAUGGUGUCAGAAGAAUAUAAGUAUUCUCUGCCAAGCACUUGUAAAGAACAAGCUGCAAAUUUAAGUUAAAAAACUGUGUUGACUGCACUGUGUAGGGUGGAACUGUUCUAGCGUAAGAGUCUUUUGCACACAGUCAGCUUCUUUAAUGUGUGGUUUGACGAAGGGUUUGGUACCCAGCAGGCGAGGUAAAGGAGUUGACCCCCUGCUCAUCCUUUGAGCCUGGGAGAGGAGGGCAGGGAGGUGCAGGCGAGCGGUGGAACUCGCUUUCUUUUCAGAUGAGGGUUGGUUUGGUUUGGGUUUGGUUUGGUUUAAUUUUGGUUGCUGAUCUUUGGGUAGUCAUGUUUAAAAUAUCAGCAAAAACUCUGCCCACGGUCCCUCUGGCCAGGUGGUGACCGGUGAGAAACUUAUUGCUUAGUGGGUACCUGAGCUGGGACCUGGAGACCUUCUGCUCUUUAGUGACCCUCUGCCCAAGCCCUGCUUCAGUGGCCAAAGCUGGUGGCAAGGCCUGCAGCUGUCAGGCUGCUUGGGUGAGAGCAGGGUUUGUGUCUCUAAGUCACGUUUAGCAGAAGGAGGUGAUCCCACAGAAACUACACUGGGCACGCAGAGAUUUUAGGGCUGAGUCCAUCUUUCAGUUGUGGCUCAAACAGCUUUCUAGAACCAGCCAUCAAAUCCUCAAUUGGCCACUAAAUUACACCUUGGGGAAGCGACCACAUCUUUGUUGAGCAAAUCUCUGCCCCUGCCAUCCCAGCCCUAGCUGAAGGGUGCAGAGCUGCCACAGCUGGGCCCGUGGAGCCCGGCCAACAACCCACAUGAGCUUUAUGGCUACAGAUUGACACGGUACCUCCAGACCUCUCCAGAGGUAUUUGGCAUCCAGGUGGUACCCAAGGGGAGUUGUCUGUCCGUCCUGCAUAGUCAAAGCCCAUUGCACUUUGUUUAAUGACUCCUUAGCAUGCUGUGUGUCUGUAACCCCCACCCCACCUCUCUCAUCUCUCUUACCAUUUAAUGAGAAACAUUUGCCAGUUGAUCGUGGGUUUUCUCUUGUUUAAAUGAACUUGUGUUUUGUUUUCCAAGGAAGAGCACAGAACAAUUUGCGAUUUUGUCCUGGUGUUAAAGGAUUUACUCUGUGGUGAUGAGAAUGGCUAAAGGUGCAGUGGAAUUGUUGACCCUGACAUCCUUCUUUAUUGUUUCACCGCCGAGAAGGGGGAAUCACAGGAAUUUACUGUAUGUGAGUUUAUUGUCUGUUUUAGCUGCGGUUUUGCUAUACAAACCUUUCAGGGUUACCGGUGCACUGCAGGCCCAUUCUGGAGUUAACCCUCUCCAGAGGCCUUAAACAGAGAUGUUUCAAAAGAGAAUAUAUGAGAAAGAGCCAGGGGAGGCCGAGCACUCACAGCGCCCAUUGGCUUUCCUCGCCACAAACUCUGCAUCUCUCAGGAUCCUGAGAUCUCGGAGCAGUUUCCCCAGCAGGAGCUGAGGCCUGGAGGAGGCAGGAGCUGCUGCAGUUCUGACUGGAUGUGGAGAGCUGAGAGAAGAAAUUGAAACUUUUCAUUUCUAUUUGUUUUCGUUUUCUCAGGUCUAAGUAACAUUGCCUUAAAUUCACAGAUGUGGCACUAAUUAUUUUGGCAGUUUAUCCCCAAGAAAAAAAGCUUUCUGUUUUUAUCUUCUGAUCAAAACGUCCAAGUGUUGCCACAGGGCUCCUCUGGCAGGGGGGAACGCUCAGCUGUGCAGGCAGAGCAUCGUCCCCUCCCUGGGGAAGGGCAGUGUCACUGGUAACGGAGCUGUUGGGUUAGUGCUAGCCUCUUUGUUUCCUGCUAUGCAGGAAUUCCAUAAAGUGUGCAUUUUAUAUGAUGUCUCUAACUUAACUUUGUGUGUUUAAAAAAAAAAGCAAAAAAAAAAGGAAAAACCCCCCAAAGUAGGUACCUGCUGAGUUUAGGUUUUACUGCAUCACUUCUACAUCCUGUUCUUUGUUCAUUUUGCCUUUUUGAAGAGGCGUGGUAAGAAACUGCCUCUGGUUUUUCCUGUAGAAUCUGACUGUCAAUUCAAUUUACAAAGCUGGGGUGGGUACAGCUGGAGGUGGGCAGGGGUUCUGCUCCUGGGGAGGGCUGCAGGCAGCACAGGGCUCCCUCCCAGGUACUCCCCCCUCCCUGGCACUCCCCACUCAGAUGGCCACAGCAUAACGUUUCCCAUAGCCUCAGUAAUGUUCCUCCCUUCCCCUGACCCUUCCACUUCAAUAGUUUGUCCACUCCCUUUAAGCUUGCCAGCACCUCACCGUGAGCCUCAGCUUUUGACACCGGUUUUGAUGGUUCAGUUAGUAGGUUAAAGAAAAAACAAUAAUUAACAAAGGGUGAUUUUUUUCCUGGGUUCCCUGUGAACCCUUAUGAUCCAUAUAUCAUAUAACCAGGGCUGUUUGGAGUAGUCCUGGUGAAUGAAUGAAUCUAAGCUGAAAUUCAGCAGUGAUUUAAUACAUGACUCAGACUCAUCCUCAGCUGAUUGUUUUCUUUGUCCUGCUGCAGCAGACAGUAUACAAGUGCCUGGUUUUCAGAGGCAGAGCCCUGAUGGCUUGUGUGCUGCAGGUGAAGUUAAGGGUACCUUGGAGAAUCAGGCACUGAGACCUUUUGCCAAAUAGAUAAGACAGCCCUGAGGAGGCAGUUUCCAGCUCCCAUGAAGAUUUAGAGGUGCCCUUCUUCUGUAAAUUGAAUUUUCACAGGUUUUACACUUGAAAAAGCACUGUAGGUAAAGUUAUGAUUUGUACUGGUACUGUCAAUUUGUGUGGUAAUGGCAUUAACCCCGUAGUUGUGGUGUUUGUGCAGCUGAUCUGUGAUAGCUGAUGAUCACUGUUGGACCUUCUGUUUACACUGACUAAAUCCUUUACUGUUGCAUUGUACUGUGAAAGAAGGAUUAUGGGCCUAUAAAAGAUUUAUUUUUUUCCUGGCA
Colius striatus (speckled mousebird) is the source of this 5103-nucleotide messenger RNA. RefSeq names its product solute carrier family 9 member A6 (gene SLC9A6). The transcript is spliced from 16 exons. The record is from RefSeq and is a predicted model, not a curated record. The coding region runs from base 16 to 2061 and encodes 681 amino acids. Gene Ontology annotation, biological process: regulation of pH; sodium ion transport; proton transmembrane transport. Gene Ontology annotation, molecular function: sodium:proton antiporter activity. Gene Ontology annotation, cellular component: membrane; recycling endosome. Lineage: Eukaryota; Metazoa; Chordata; Aves; Coliiformes; Coliidae.